AUUUCACAUGGCAACAGAAGAAGCAGCAGCAAGAUGGCUUCUUCUUCUUCUUCUUCCCCAAUCUCCACACAGGAAGCAGCUCAUCUUUGCUCUUCUCCUCGUCCUCCUCCUCCUCUUCACCUCACUGCAGAGCUUGCACUGCUACCCUGCUGCUGGUGGUGGUUACAGUGAGCAGGAAGCUGAUAGGGUGGCCUUCCUCCCUGGGCAGCCAAGGAGCCCACAGGUCUCUCAGUUCUCGGGGUACAUCACUGUGAGCAGGCAGAAUGGCAGGGCACUCUUCUACUGGUUCUUCGAGGCUCAGGCACUGCCAUCCCAGAAGCCUCUCCUGCUCUGGCUCAAUGGAGGGCCAGGUUGCUCAUCAAUUGGAUAUGGAGCUGCAUCUGAACUAGGACCACUCAGAGUUAGCAGGAAUGGUGAUGGGCUUGAGUUCAACAAAUUUGCUUGGAACAGAGAGGCCAAUUUGCUGUUCUUGGAAUCCCCUGUUGGGGUUGGCUUCUCCUAUACCAACACAUCCUCUGACCUCACCAAACUGAAUGAUGGUUUUGUAGCCGAGGACGCAUAUAAUUUCCUGGUAAAUUGGUUAGACAGAUUUCCACAGUAUAAGGACCGUGAAUUGUACAUUUCAGGAGAGAGCUAUGCAGGUCACUAUGUGCCACAGCUUGUAGACCUUGUCUAUGAGAACAACAAGGAUAAGAUGGCCAACAGAUACAUCAACCUGAAAGGGUUCAUUGUUGGUAAUCCACUAACUGACGAUCAGUACGACUCGAAAGGUUUGGUUGAAUAUGCUUGGAGCCACGCAGUUGUGUCAGAUGCAAUUUACGAGCGCAUCAAGAAGGCGUGCAACUUUAAGUUCUCAAACUGGACAGAUGAUUGCAAUGAAGCCAUGAACAGUAUUUUCAGACAGUAUCAAGAUAUUGACAUCUACAACAUUUAUGCACCCAAGUGCAACCCUGCUCAAACUUCAAAAGUAGCCGCCGUCAAUCACGCAUUUGAAGCAAGUGAUCAGGAACAAUUCAGUAGGAGGAUUAGGAUGUUCUCGGGAUACGACGCAUGCUACUCAUCAUAUGCUGAGAAGUACUUCAACAAGCCAGACGUGCAGACAGCAUUCCAUGCAAAUGGAAAUGGGAUGCUCCCUGGGAAAUGGAAGGUUUGCAGUGAGUCUAUUCUAAGGUCCUACAACUUUUCGGUGCUUUCUGUCUUGCCAAUCUACUCCAAGCUCAUUAAAGCAGGACUUAGAAUCUGGCUCUACAGUGGAGAUGCCGAUGGUAGGGUCCCGGUGAUCGGAUCAAGGUAUUGUGUGGAAGCACUUGGGUUGCCUAUCAAGAGGGAGUGGCAACCUUGGUACCUGAACAGACAGGUUGCAGGAAGAUUUGUGGAGUACCAUGGCAUGACCAUGGUGACAAUUAGAGGUGCUGGACAUUUGGUGCCCCUCAAUAAACCUGAAGAAGGGCUCGCUCUGAUGGACGCAUUCCUUCUUGGUAAACAGUUCUUCACACACCGAUAACAGGUAAAUUUAGUUUUUAAAGUGAGGGAUAUUUGUUCUUAAAACUUUUUCAAUGAGUGUCAGCUGUCAACCUUUAUGUCAGGAGCCAUGCCAUAACUGAAAUACAAUUUUUACCAAAGGAAACAGUUUGAAUUUCAGGCUGAUCCUUUUGGACGAUGCUGCUGUUGUAUUUUUCAUUUCUUGCCGUCUUGUCUGAAGCUUCUUGGGUCUUGGUAAAAUUUUGUUGACUAGGACUUGUCAAAUUUAAAGCAUCUCAUGUCUCAAGCACUUACACUGAUGAAGCUGAGCUAAAUGUCCACAGGAUUAAUGAGGAAUAUUAUUUUGCAACAUAAGCACAAACAUAAGCAGCAUGUAGAAAUUAUUGUACACGGUGAUAUCUAUAGUUGAGAAGUUAACUCAGACUAUGUAUCGUACACUGACAAUUGCACACAGAAAGCGCCUAAAAUACACGUAUUAUUUCA
Molecule: messenger RNA, 1965 nt
Organism: Oryza brachyantha (malo sina)
Lineage: Eukaryota; Viridiplantae; Streptophyta; Magnoliopsida; Poales; Poaceae
Product: serine carboxypeptidase-like 26
Exons: 10
Coding region: 8-1504 (498 amino acids)
Biological process (GO): proteolysis
Cellular component (GO): vacuole
Molecular function (GO): serine-type carboxypeptidase activity
Source: RefSeq, a predicted model, not a curated record